AUGGGCAAGAAGAAGAAACCCAGCGCCCUGUCGCACGAGGAGAUUUGGGACGACUCCGCGUUGGUGCGCUCGUGGGACGAUGCGGUGGAAGAGUACCAGACAUAUCAUAGCAUCCACGCCCGCGGCGAGAAUGUCGAAGAGGCACUGGAGCGCGCGGAAAAUGAGGGGUUAAGUGAAGUUGCUGAAGGCGAGACGAUGGAUACUGCUGGUCAGGAUGGGGGUGGUACGGAGCGCGCUGCGUCUGAACAGUCUCAAGCUGGGGUAUUGAACAAGGGAGUCCCGCCGAACAUGCCUGAUAGCGUGUUAGGGCAAGUCCAGGACCCGGCGCUGAAGAACCUCAUGAUGGCGUGGUACUAUGCUGGUUAUUACACUGGGCUGCACGAGGGCCGGCAGCAGGCAUCUCAGUCUGCUCAUACCAACAAAUAG
Molecule: messenger RNA, 426 nt
Organism: Talaromyces proteolyticus
Lineage: Eukaryota; Fungi; Ascomycota; Eurotiomycetes; Eurotiales; Trichocomaceae
Exons: 4
Coding region: 1-426 (141 amino acids)
Source: RefSeq, a predicted model, not a curated record